AUGAAGCUGCUGAGGCGGAGGGAUGUCCCGCGAACGCUGCUGCUGCUGCUGCUGCGAGCGCUGGGCACCACCACCGCCGCUCCGCUGCUGGGUACCACCCCGACCAGCUCCACCCACUCCACCACCACCGCCUCCUCCGUUGCCUCCUCCGCCGCCUCCACCUCCGCCGCUGCCACCACCACCACCGCUGCCACCACCACCGCCGCCUCCGCAGCUGCUGCCACCACCACCACCACCCCCGCCACCACUCCCGCCGCCACCCCCACUCCCUCCGCCGCCUCCGCCGCCACCGCCACCGCCCCCUCCAGCUCCACCCGCACCCUUGCCCCCCUUGCCCUUGCCAGAGCGGCGUCUCCCACUAGGGGCAGACGCCGCGCCGACCGACUCAAGACCAAGCAGGUCGGCAGCAGCAGCAGCAGAGGCAACAGAGGGCAGCAAGGGGGAAGGAGAGCACCCCUCAAAGAUGGGGGUGGCGACGCACAGCAAGACGUGCAGCAGCAUCGCGGGUGGCCCACUGAGAGCGCACAGUGGGAUCAGCAUCAGCAGCUGGAGCAGGAGAGGCGCCAGAGGUAA
This is a messenger RNA of Closterium sp. NIES-65, 573 nucleotides long. The record is from the annotation of a GenBank genome assembly. NCBI's taxonomy places the organism in Eukaryota, Viridiplantae, Streptophyta, Zygnematophyceae, Desmidiales, Closteriaceae.